Messenger RNA from Musca vetustissima, 1173 nucleotides. Its product is annotated as retinoid-inducible serine carboxypeptidase-like. The record is from RefSeq and is a predicted model, not a curated record. Lineage: Eukaryota; Metazoa; Arthropoda; Insecta; Diptera; Muscidae. Gene Ontology annotation, biological process: proteolysis. Gene Ontology annotation, molecular function: serine-type carboxypeptidase activity. The transcript has 5 exons. Bases 1 to 1173 code for a protein of 390 amino acids.
AUGAAUUACCGAACGAACGGGAUGGAAAGCAAACCGCUUCUGGAGUUAUUUCUCGUAUUUAGUUUAUUAAUAACCAAAGUGUCCGCUAAAACUGGAUUUGGACCCGGUGACCAAGAUUGGGGUUAUGUGGAUAUACGGCCGGGUGCCCACAUGUUCUAUUGGCUAUACUAUACCACAGCUGAUGUUGCGAACUAUACAGAACGCCCUCUUGCCAUAUGGUUGCAAGGUGGUCCCGGUCUUUCAUCAACUGGUCUUGGUAAUUUCGAUCAAUUAGGACCAAUCGAUAUGCACGGCAAUGAACGUAAUUGGACAUGGGUGAAACAAAUGAAUGUCCUCUUUAUUGAUAGUCCAUUUGGUAGUGGUUUCUCUUAUGUCGAUAAUAUCACCCUACUACCCUCUACAAAUAAUGAAAUUGCUCGGGAUUUGUUGGCAUUCAUAAAGGUGUUCUAUGAACGUCAUCGGGAAUUUGAAGAAGUGCCGUUGCAUAUAUUCACACAAAGUUAUGGUGGUAAAAUGGCACCGGAAUUCGCUUUGGAGUUAUAUAGGGCUAUAGAACGUGGUGAAGUGAGAAGUAAUUUGAAAUCUGUUGCCAUGGGUGGUCCAUGGACCUCACCAAUCGAUUCCAUAAUGGCAAGGGCGCCACUGCUAUUUCAUAUGGGACUGAUUGAUCGAAGGGCUCACAAUGAAAUAAUGGAACAGGCCCAGCAAGCAAUGAAAUAUGUAAACGAAGGAAAUCACGAAGCCAUGUUGCAAGAUUUUAUGCGAAGACGUGUCAGUCUAGCCCUAGGCAUACCACAACACAUUAAAUGGGGGCAACAUGAAGAGGAUAUUUUCUAUCAUCUAAAGGAGGAAAUUAUGAAGCCAGCUGUUCAUAUUGUUAGUGAACUUCUAAAUAAUACCAAUGUAAAAGUCAGCGUUUUUACGGGCCAAUUGGAUUUGAUUUGUGCCACUCCCGGUACCAUCAAUUGGAUAGAAAAAUUACAAUGGUCUCAUCGUGAGGAAUAUCUGAAAGCACCACGUCUACCCAUACGCAUUGAUGGCAGAAUUGAAGGUUAUGAAAAAAGUGGUGGUAAUUUUACACUAUUUUGGGUUAAUCAAGCCGGUCAUGUUGUACCGGCGGACAAUCCCCGGGCCAUGAAUUACAUUUUAAGGAAAUGUACAGAAUUGUAUUAA